ACCUGCCCUGGAAUUGGUCUCCAGCAGGUCAGCGAGCAGCGCCAGCCCUUGGCAAGUCCGUGGCUCCCUCUGGCUCCCCCAGUCAUGUCCUGGCUACUCUCUCCAGUGAUGGUGCUCUUCGUGCCCCUGGCCGUGAUUCUGCACUAUGGCAGUCAAGCAAGAGCAAUAGGCGUUCCAGGAGUCACAGGCUCUUCUCAGCCCACGAGGGCAGCAACGGUGCAGGCCACAGCAGAACCUUCUUUUCUGCAGCCAACUAACCAAGAGCCUCACAAAACUACAGCAGCAAGAUCAACCAGUGAUCACAUCACCUCUCAAACAGUUGCCACAACCUCCAACCCUGAGAUCUCAACCACACACACAACAUUACAAACUCUAACAGCAACCUCCUUGAUAACUACAAACAGCACCCCAUCCACCAGCCCAAUAACCCACACCCCGUUCACAACCCAGGCCACACCCAACAACUCGCACACGGCGGCUCCAGUCACUGAGGCUACAGUCGGCCCCAGCGCAGCUCCCGCUUCACCGCCACCCACCAUCACUCCACCAGCCCAUACAAUGGGAACCAGCCCAUCGACUGUCAGCCACACAACUGGGAAGACCAUCCCACCCAGUAACCAGACCACCCUUCCUGCAACUUUGCCCACCUCACCACAUACCAGCACAACCAGUCAGAAGCCCAGUCAACCCAGCCAUGCCCCAGAAACAACCACAGCCGCACACAAUGCCACCCCAACUGCCUCACCUGCCACCAUGGCUCCUGGGCCCACCCUUGCGCCUCAGCCAUCAUCAGCCAAGAUUGGAAUUUAUCAAGUCCUAAACGGAAGCAGGCUCUGUAUCAAAGCAGAGAUGGGGAUAGAGCUGACGGUUCAAGAAAAGCAGUCGGUUUUUUCACCUCAGCGAUACUUCAGCAUCGACCCCAAUGCAACCCAAGCCUCUGGGAAUUGUGGCUUCCUAAAUUCCAACCUCCUCUUGAAUUUCCAGGGCGGAUUUGUGAACUUCACAUUCACCAAGGGUGAAAACUCCUAUUAUAUCAGUGAAGUGGAAGCCUAUUUGACCACCUCAAAUCCAGAGAAACGUUACCAUGGAAUGAAAAGUGGUGUGAUGCUGUUUGAGACUGUGACCGGGCAUUCCUUCAAGUGUGUGAGUGAACAGAGCAUUCAGCUGUCAGCUUGCCUGCAACUGAAAACAAUGAAUGUGCAACUUCAAGCCUUUGAUUUCGAAGAUGACCACUUUGGAAAUGAAGAUGAAUGCUUCAGUGACAGAAACAGGAGAGAAAUGCCUGUGGCCGUGGGCCUGAGUGUCGCAGGACUGCUUGUCAUUUUGCUAACAGCAUGCCUGGUGGCCAGAAAGAGGCCCAGUAGAGGAUAUGAACGCAUGUAAAGCCCCAGCUUCUUCAGCAUGUGCAAGGUUAAAAACUUGGGGAUUCUGGCUUCAUAUUCAUCCUAAAGUGAAGGGGUCAACGUUUCUAGUUGCCUGUCCCACCCUCCCAAUCUGUUAGGAAACCCAGCAAUUCCAAAGGCUGGUUAAAACGUAGUCCCUUCUACUUUCUCCUGUUAGUGUGAGGAGGCCGAGUCAUGUGGGCUUGAAUUCCAUCCUGCACAUCUGAUAAUAGUGGGCUGGCUGUGGAUAAGAGGAGCAAGAGGCAGGGCCGUGAGUUGGGUGCUUGUGAGGACAAAGCAAAUGCCCAAAGGGAGAAUUGUGGGAAAGACAUUUUCAAUUGCACUGAUCUUUCUUAUACAUUUUUAAGGGUUUCAAUAUCCAGUCUUUAAAAAAAAAAAUUCAAGAUACAUUCUAAAGUGAUUUUAAACUCCUAAAUUAUGCCCAAAUUUUGAUUGACUUAAAUUACAGGUGGUUUUACUA
Molecule: messenger RNA, 1863 nt
Organism: Pteronotus mesoamericanus
Lineage: Eukaryota; Metazoa; Chordata; Mammalia; Chiroptera; Mormoopidae
Gene: LAMP3
Product: lysosomal associated membrane protein 3
Exons: 6
Coding region: 85-1383 (432 amino acids)
Biological process (GO): establishment of protein localization to organelle
Cellular component (GO): late endosome membrane; lysosomal membrane; plasma membrane
Source: RefSeq, a predicted model, not a curated record